AAGGAAAUAAACCCCAAGCAAAAAAUAACAACUUGAGGUGAACACCAAUUAUGAGACCAUGGGAAUAAAGAAGAAGGUGUUAAUGGUCGGCAUGUUUAUUGUCACUUUGAAUCAGGCGGUUUCAAACAGAAAUCUUGCUUGCAACUGUAACCUCCACGCAAGGAAAUGUCGUUUCAACAUGGAACUUUACAAGCUUUCUGGACGUAAAAGUGGAGGGGUGUGUUUAAAUUGUCGGCACAACACAGCCGGACGUUACUGCCACUAUUGUAAGGAAGGAUACUAUCGCGAUAUAACACAAGAAAUAACGCAUAGAAAAGCAUGCACAGCAUGCGAUUGCCACCCUGUUGGAUCUUCGGGUGAAAUAUGUAACCAAACCACCGGUCAGUGUCCAUGCAAAGACGGAGUGACGGGACUAACUUGUAAUAGAUGUAUGAAAGGUUACCACCAGAGCAACUCCCCUAUUGCACCGUGCAUCAGGACACUUAUAGAGCCUGUAUCUACUCCACCGCAAACACCACCGGAUAGUGAAGGCACAGGAGGUCCAUGUCCAAAUUGUAAGGAUUCAAGCAGAUCAAUAACUCAAAGAAAAUAUUGCAAGAAAGAGUUUGCUAUUCAAGCCCACAUCUUGUCACGAGAAAAUAUGGGAGAAUGGGUAAAAUUUACAAUCAACGUAAUGACAAUCUUCAAAAAGGGACAAACACGAAUGAGGCGUGGUGAUUUAGCUCUGUAUGUGAGCAAGAAGAAUUUAGCGUGCAAGUGCCCAAAGAUGCGCCUCAACAGAUACUAUCUCAUACUCGGUAAUACAAACAACAAAGAAACUAGACUGGUUAUUGAUGAAAAAAGCGUUGUUAUUCCAUGGCAAGACGACUGGAGCAGACGAAUUCGGAAAUAUCAAAGAAAGGAACGACGAAGUGAAUGUUAGGAAGAUAGAAAGUAUAAUAGCGGGAAAAUGGAAAAAAAAACUAAAAGAUCAAAAUCAUUACAUGAUAUUUGUUCUUAUAUUUGUGAGUGAUCCAGUUCGGGAAUUCUGAUGUAAUGUGUUAGACACAAUUUUGUCGAAGUUUGAACCUAUCUGUAUAUAGGAUUAGGUAUGCCAAAUACAAAAUAGAGAACAAGCUUGUGUAAUAAACUAUCUCCCAGCAACUGUAAGCUGCCACUUUUUGUAAAUUUUCCAAAUCCUUAUUUGGAAAGAAGUCCAUUUUCGCGGAAAAGAACAUUUUCGUUGGACUCUGACCACCUUGAUGACGUAUGCGCAUAUAAUUCAAAGCAAAAGACAUUGUAGAACUAAAGAAAUAUUAGUAUGGCAUUAGCUAAAUAAAGUGGAAUAAGUUGAGUCAGAUGUGACAUAGUGGUCAUUUCUUUCUUUAAGGACAGCUUUUAGCCAAAUACGUAGAAAGAAAAGGAUGUGUGUGAUAACAUUGUUUUUUUUAUUGAAGAAAAUUUUGAGGGUAAUGUUAUUACAAUUAUUAAUUUAACUUUACACACUGGAACGUAUGCUGAUGGUGGGUAUCUAAAGAUGACACAAAAGUAUCCACCCUUUAUAUAUAUAUAAUAUAUUAUGAAAAUGAAUUUUGUUUUUAAAAAAAACGGUGAAUUCCAACUCUAUCUUAAUUUCUGUAAAUUAAUGAAUAAUUUAUCUAAAGGUAAAAACAUACAAAUAUUAACGGGUGAUUGAAUGACAUAUAAAUAUGUAUACGUUGCAGUGAUUUUACACGAGAAGUUGCAGUGUUGUUUGGAGAUGGGAAACUUGAACAGUGUAAACUCAAGUGAGGUGAUGAAUAUUGGUUGGCAGGAUGUAUAAAUUAUUGAUGCCCUUUGUAAGUUAAAUAUAUGGUAUGAAAAAAAGCAUCAAUUUAUUAAGAUUUAUUUUCAAGACCGUUUUAAGGUUGAUCAAAAUACAAAUACGAAAGUAUUGUUUGAAUUUGCAGUGAGAUAUUACUAGCGUAGUGAAUAUCAAUUUUUUUGUAUCUAUACAUUGCUUAUAAUACUAUUAAUAAUAAUAACGAUAAUAAUGUUAAGUUGUAAGUAUUUUGUAUGUAAAAUUUUGAGUACUUGUAGAUUCUACUGCUUCAAUGCAUUAGUGCUGACUUGACGCAGACAAGAUUGCCUGCACCUAUGUUAAAUAUAGUUAUAAAAAAUUUAGUGAAUUGCUUAAAUUAUAUAGACUUUAUAUAUACAACUUAUAUAACUUCAAAACUGAGCACACUUCAAAGCGAGUACAUUUUUAGAAGUUAUAUAUUAAAGUGUUUUUUAUUCUUAAUUCCCACCAAUUAAAGACGUAACAUUCUGUGAUAUCUUUACAAAAUCUUAACUGACAGGGAGGGGUAAACGACUGGGUGUGGGGAGGGGUAAUUUCAUUACUAUGUUAAAUAAAUUUCUAUAGUGAAGAAAACAGAAAAGUAAACAGGGCUGCAAGCUGCAGACAAAUCGUUCAAUUCAAGAAAAUUACCUUUUGCGAAAUUCAGCAUGUUUUUUUUUCACAGAAUAAUUAUUUUGAUUCAUAAUAAUUAUAAAAAUUACAUAUAAAGAUGAAUAUUUUUUUAAUUGGAAGGGAAAAUUUAUAAGUUUACAUUUACCAUUUUCUUCAAAAUUCAAAUCAUGUUGAAGAAACUAUAUAGUAGGCUUAUGUAAGUCCUUUUCAUAGUAAGUAUCUGAUUCUAUAACCUAACAAAGAUUGAGGACUGACAUUGGAAAAUGAAAUGUUGAAAGGAGAUAAAUAAAACAACAAAGGGACUCCCUUUCCGAUGAAAUAGCGAAAAUCAUUAUUGAAACCUUCCUGAGUGGAAACGACUUUUGGCUAAAUAUGACGUAUAUCAAAAUUAAUAUGUCAUUUGCGUCUAUCCACCCCUCCCUACAUAUUUCAGGUUAUCAAUUAUAAUAAAUGGUUUAAUACAUAAGUGAUGAGCUGUAUGAAACACCUGUUCUCAAUGAGACUGUUUAAUAAUACAACUGUGACAAUCCUAUGCUGGAAAUGCAACAUGUCACUGCAGUGAGCCUCAGGUAUAUGUAUUAUGCAGAUGUUAUUCAGAAACUUGUAUAAACUUAUGUGAAAAAUGGGUGUAAUAUCACAUCAUUAUGCCAUAAUUGGGCACGACACAAAUUGGUCAUAUACAAUUGUUGACAGAGCUUAAAACUACCUGAAUCUCAUUUUCAUGUCAUUGAACUCAGAAUUACAAAAAAAAAAAAAGGAUUUAUAUAAAUGAUUAAAUUAUGAAUACAUGAUACAUGAAGACCUUGAUGUUUGCAAGGUAUUUAUUUAUAUUUAUUCUCAAUUCAUAAGUGUCCAAAAAAGAGUAAUGGAACAUAUAUCGUUGUGUUUAAAAAGGGUUUCAGUAUUUAUAUUUAAUCUCAUUUACAUUUUCUCAGCAAUGAAAAUCAUUGUAUAAAUAUUAUCAGUCCGUUCUUAAUGAUGUCAGUAUUAAGAUAUUUAAAAUGAAUAAAUUCAGCACUACAAAAAAAA
Molecule: messenger RNA, 3460 nt
Organism: Anneissia japonica
Lineage: Eukaryota; Metazoa; Echinodermata; Crinoidea; Comatulida; Comatulidae
Product: netrin-1-like
Exons: 7
Coding region: 59-922 (287 amino acids)
Molecular function (GO): protein binding
Source: RefSeq, a predicted model, not a curated record